GCUGCGGCUCUUGGUAAGACCAUCCAUCGGUGGUAAUUUGGAGGUACGGCAUGUUUUUUAGUAGUUGGUAGGGUGAAUGCCAUUUGUCGUGUGGUCGGGUGCCAUAGCAACGGCUCAUGAGAAACAUUGUAUAGCCCAGGCCAGUUUUGACGUGCUCAGUGUUGGAUGACAGCCGCGUUUAUGCGGACGAUGUGGACAAUCGCAACUCUUGCAACAAAUUGCCGUUGUGUCUCGUUGUUGUCUCGACCGUCCGCGAGCCGAUUGUUGUCAGAACUAAGCAAAUCCAGCGAGCAGCUAAAACAAGUAGCUACCCUGCGUGUGGAGAGCCAUGGCAGUUAUUUGUAAAUGCAGGCAUCUGGUGAGAGAAUGAAUGCUGAUGACUGCAAUGGACGCUCAUACACACAAGGUAAUGGAGGAGAAUCAUCAACAGAACAGGAUUUUUAUGGCGGGCUGCAGGGCCCUUCUGCAAGAUCUCCAAACAGCCAGCAGUCCUCACCACACCGCUCCCUUAGUGCAAACUCCAUCAAGGUUGAGUUGUGCAGUGAUAACGAGUCAUCAGGUGCUCCACAGCCGGAGAACAAAGAGGCUGUGAGGAUCGACGGCGGGAAUAAUGACCGGGGAGACCCCAUGGAAGAAGCCACUGCAGAGUACGCUGGGGCUGGAAGAGACAGAGCAAGCAUAUACAGUGAGAUGGCCAGUCCAAAUUCUGCUUCACCAGGACCUAUCAGGUUGCCCAAUGGGAAGCUCCAGUGUGAGGUGUGCGGGAUGAUCUGCAUUGGACCUAACGUGCUGAUGGUGCACAAGCGUAGCCACACAGGGGAGCGACCAUUCCAGUGUAACCAGUGUGGAGCUUCCUUCACCCAGAAGGGAAACCUGUUGCGCCACAUUAAAUUGCAUUCAGGAGAGAAGCCUUUCAAAUGUCCCGUUUGCAAUUACGCUUGCCGUCGGAGAGAUGCACUGGCUGGACAUCUGCGCACACAUGCAGUUCCUUCUCCGACGGUGGGAAAACCUUUCAAGUGCAGCUACUGUAGCCGCAGCUACAAGCAACAAAGCACACUGGAGGAACAUCUGGAGCGCUGCCAUACUUAUCAAAAGAGUCUGGACCAACAGGCGGCUGUCAACACACAGACAGCACAAGGUGAGUCAGUAAAGAUGGAGACAGUUAUUAAACCUGCACUCCAGCCAGCCAAUGACAAAAUCCAGUUUGUGGAUCGACUGGCUAUAAGCAUCACGAAACGUAAGAGGUCAACACCACAGAAGUUUUUGGGCGAAAAGCACAUGCACCUUGACCCACCUGAAGUACCUUACGAAUUGUCGUCUGGCUCUGAAAAAGAGGGGGACCUCAUGACUUCACAGUCUGUUGGCGACUCAGCUGUGCUAGCCGGUUCACAGCUAUACUGUGCCAGGGCUAAAGUUGAGAACCACGAGUUGCCUGCUCUGUCUCAGCUCCAUCCCACCUUCCUGUCCGAGCUCCGCACAGUCAUGGGCUCCAUCGGCAGCAAUGUCACCCCUCAUGGCCCUCGGGCCCAUGGCGGAGGUGGGCUGGCACCAAUGUCUCUCGGCCUGGCUGUACGGGAGGCAGGUGAAGGCCGCGAUGACCAGCCGACAGCACACAGUCACACCACCUCACCCAACGGCUGCCCCGACUCCACAGACACAGAGAGCACAGCAGAAGAGCAGAGCACAAGGGCUGCUGCCCCGACAAGUACCUCCAACAACCACCACCUCCACUACCAAACCUCAGCACUGCCCCGCAGCCAUCCCACUUCCAGCCCCAGCCAGGCCAAAGACUUGGACCCAGAGUGGGAGAGAGCGUGUCCUGUGCCCCCCACCAUAGUAAAGAGGAGCCCUGGCUCACCCAUUUCUUCCAGGGACACUGUGCAGGUGUUAGACCGGGAUGGCAGGCCGGUGCGCUCCUUCCACUGUCGGCAUUGCCGCAUCCUCUUUCUGGACCAUGUCAUGUUUACCAUCCACAUGGGCUGCCACGGCUUCCGCCAGCCAUUCGAGUGCAACAUCUGUGGCCACCGCAGCCAGGACCGCUAUGAGUUCUCAUCUCACAUCAGCCGUGGAGAGCACCAGGUGGGCUGAGGAGAGGGGUCGCUGGCAGGAUGAGGAGAGGUGACUGCUGCUCUAUAAAGUUGUUGGCUCACGUUUGUUCUGCACCAGAUCAGUUGCUUUAAAUCCUGUGUGAUUUUAUUGUAAGAGAAUUUAUUGUACCAAGGCAGACGCGAGUGAAGAAACUUAGUACUGCACCAGUCAAAGUUUAGCAGAGACAAAUUACGAUUGAUUGCACUCCCAUAUCAAAUCAUACUGCAAAACCCCUGGUUUUGCUUUAAAAGUGCCUUCUUUGGGGAUUUCCUCUUAAGUGAAAAAAAAAAAAUUAGGGGGGGGUCUGGUGCUCAAAAAUCUUGACUAGCCAUCUUUUCCUAAGUGAUUUUAAGUAGUUAGCACUUUUAGGAGAUGCGGUUAAGAAAAACAUGGCAUGUACAUUUUAAGAAAUAUAUUGCUUAGCGUGCACUAAGAGCUUCAUUUUUGUUGCUGCGGAAGGUAUUUUGUGAAUUGUGUCAGGUACGCUUAAUAUGCACUGAGAGCUUUGUGCCUCUAUGUUCAGGAGGAGCUUUGGUCACAGACAAAGCACAGAAAGGGAUUGCCUUAACUCCUACAGUGGUGCGCUGCUGUAGGAAUACAUAUUGUUUACAGCAUGGUUUUAACAGUGUGUGGAGUCAACUCAAAGGAAAAUCGGAGAGGAAAUGAACUCAAAAAUGGGAGUUCAGGGCUGAAUUAUAGCUAAAAAGUAGCUGGCUUUGGAUUUUAAAGUGAGCCUUAGAAGACUGGUGCAGAUCAGACCAUGAGCCAUGCAGUGUACAUUAAGAGCCCGACUGAGAUAGCCCAGGGUGCUAUACCUAUACAGGAUUGCACUUUUAGGUUCCCUGCUUAUAUAUGAACAUCUUUGCUGAAGCACUUGAUGGCUUUACAAUUUUUUUUUCUUGAUUGUUCGACUGCACUGAUAAAUCGCAUAUUACUCACAAUAACUGGUCCUCUAAUUUGCAACGCCAGUAUAUUUCUAACGAAGCCGGCCUUCUACAGAGUCCUACAGCGGUCUGCACUCAAGUUUGCUGCAUCAUGUGACUAAUAAUUAAAUAUCAGUUCAACUAAAACCAUCCUUUUGUGGUUUCGCACUCAGCGGUUGAAGCUGAGAUUUUAGACAGUUUCCAUAAUAUAAGUGAGUUAAUAAAUUAUUUAAAAAUUAAUUAACAACGAAUCACUUUGGAUAUGUUCAGUUGUCACUUGUGGUUAUCUAUUUAGUGUUGUUUGUUUCAGCCUUGGUGUAUUUAAUCAGCUAUAUUCCAAAACUUAUCCAGCAUAUUCCUCAAGUCCAUGAAAUGUUACCUCCUGCUUCUUUAUAGCACCCAAAUACCUUAUUGCUACAGUAUGGUGAGUUAUCUGACAAUGUUAAUAUUGGGAACAUGAAUGAGACCAAACUCAGUAUUCUUACUUGUUAUUGUGGAUUUGCUGCUUCAUAGUUUUAACUUGAUUUCCUUUAAUAGCAAGCAAAAUGUACUUGAAACUGUUUGAGAAAAAAAGUAAAUCUAAAAAUGCACUUGGUUUGAUAAGUAGAGAAACGUGUGUGUGCGUGUGAAUGGAAUAUAGCAUGUGUGCUUGUCAUUUUCUGCUUUUACCUAAAUUGUGAAUUAUUUUUGAAAUGUGAAGUAAUUUCAAGAAGUGAAAGUGAGGCAUGGGUUUUUGUCUCCUUGUGUGGACUCAAUGUUAUACAAUAUUUUGUGAAUGAUGUAACAUGACAAAACACUUUACCUCAAAGUUCAAGAUGUACAACUGCCUCAUUAUUUAAAAAAAAAAAAAGUCAUGUUGCUUUCAAAGAUGUUCUUGCAGUUACAAAUGCGCGCCCCUCGAUAUUCUAAAAAAACUUUUUACUGUCAAUAAAGUUACAUUUAUUGUAAA
Oreochromis aureus is the source of this 3960-nucleotide messenger RNA. It is a transcript of the gene ikzf4, whose product is annotated as IKAROS family zinc finger 4. Bases 346 to 2088 code for a protein of 580 amino acids. Gene Ontology annotation, molecular function: DNA-binding transcription factor activity; RNA polymerase II cis-regulatory region sequence-specific DNA binding. Lineage: Eukaryota; Metazoa; Chordata; Actinopteri; Cichliformes; Cichlidae. The transcript has 8 exons. Gene Ontology annotation, biological process: regulation of transcription by RNA polymerase II. The record is from RefSeq and is a predicted model, not a curated record.